This is a messenger RNA of Musa acuminata subsp. malaccensis (wild Malaysian banana), 1026 nucleotides long. RefSeq names its product putative calcium-binding protein CML19. Lineage: Eukaryota; Viridiplantae; Streptophyta; Magnoliopsida; Zingiberales; Musaceae. Gene Ontology annotation, molecular function: calcium ion binding. The record is from RefSeq and is a predicted model, not a curated record.
AAUUUUCUGUCCUCUAAUCACUAUUUUCAAUGAAGGAAUCCAAGAAAUACUAACACUAAGUCGGUUGCCUUAUCAUGUUGUAUCACCUUCUCUUGAAAGCAGCUAAGCUACGUACUGUGUAGGCCAGUCCAAAAGUUACACAGCACAUCGAACAAACACUUGGCGUGCAAGAGGGACCGACAAAGUACACAGAGCUAAGCAAUUCUCCCACGAAGCUCCCUCGAACUUUCAUGGCGUACCGGCUCUCGACGUAAUCCCUCUUGCACCGCAACUUCCAUGCAAUUUACGACCCUCAGCUUCGUGUGCAUAUAUAUAGCAUCGCUUAAUCCACAGACAAUGGCCAUGGCAACCAUGUCUUCUAAGCUAUCCAAAUCCCUCUCUCCUAAGCGAUCCAAGCUUAGUCUGCCGCUCUGUUGCAGCCAGGCUGAUGCCGCUGCCCCCGUGGCCUCGCCUCCCCCCUCCUCCCCACGCAGGGAUCGCAUCGAUGAGCUCCUCCAAGUCUUCCGCCACAUCGAUCAAGAUCGGGAUGGGAAGAUCUCCGGCGUGGAGCUGCUCGGUUUCUUCGGCUCCAUAGGCGAGGAGAUGCCGAUGGAGGAGGCGGAGGCGGCGAUCGCCUUGCUCGACUCCGACGGCGAUCGGCUUCUGGACUUUGGGGACUUCCUGAGGAUGAUGGAGAGGGAGGAGGAGGAUGACCUGAGGCGGGCGUUCGAGAUGUUCGAGGUGGUGAAGGGGUCGGGGAGGAUCACGCCGAAGGGGCUGCAGAGAAUGAUGAGCCGGCUCGGCGAGGAGAGGUCGGUCGAGGACUGCAAGGCCAUGAUACGGGCUUACGACCUCGACGGAGAUGGCGAACUUGACUUCCAUGAGUUCCACCAGAUGAUGAGUUAAGAGUGUAUAUAUAUCUACUCAAUCAUCUAAGUAGCUUAAAAGCUUGUAAAUUAGGCUAUACUAUAUGAAUAACAAUGAAUCCUCGCACUAUAUCUAAGUUUUAAUAUGGCAGAAAAUAUUGUCAUAUUUAUGUGUGUGUGU